Entrophospora sp. SA101 is the source of this 1011-nucleotide messenger RNA. NCBI's taxonomy places the organism in Eukaryota, Fungi, Glomeromycota, Glomeromycetes, Entrophosporales, Entrophosporaceae. The record is from the annotation of a GenBank genome assembly.
AUGACUGAACAACCUCAACAGAUUUCAAAAUCACCAACAGGAGACCAAUUCACCUUUACUUGGACAAUAAAAAAUUAUCAUGAAGUAGCAGAUCUUUACCCAACUGGUAGAUGGUUUUACAGUGACAGUUUCAUUGAACCAGGUCUAUCGACACAAAAAAAAUCUCUAUUAAUAAAUAAUGAUAAAAGUACAGAUUAUUUGUGGCGUAUGUGCAUGUAUCCAAAUGGUGUAUCACAUCCUGAUAAAAAUUAUAUAGGUUUAUUUCUAAAGGCUAUUCCUACCGAUCAUGAAAGAGAAAAUAAUUCAUCCGGCAGAGAAAGAACUUAUGCAUUCGAAAUUUAUCCAGAUCCAAUAAAUAAAUUUGAUUUGAUAGUCAGAGUCAGGAUAACGAACGAAGAGAGCAUUGCAAUGUUGUUGGCUUUACAAGAAAUACCCUAUGGUGAAUUUCCUUUGGCUUCACAAAUACCAAAAUAUUUUGAUGACGAUCGAUUUUGUGAUGUUGAGUUCUCCUUCUCAUGUGGUCUGACCAUCAAAGCACACAAAAUAAUUUUAGCUUCACAGUCUAAAUAUUUUGAAAAUAUGUUAAGCGGACAAUGGAUAGAAGGUCGUAAUAAAGUCAUUCCAAUCAAAGAGAUAGACUAUGAGAUUUUCAAAUGUGUAAUGUAUUAUUUGUAUACUGGUAAACUGGAGGAGAACCUUCAGUUGGAACAAUUGAAAGAAGCUUACAUGAAGGCUGACAUGUUGGGAUUAGAAAACUUGACAAAAAUCAUUGCAAACAGAAUUGCCGAGGAUGUAAAUCACGAUAACUGGGAUGAGAUAUUGUUGUUAGGAUGGAAGAUGGGCGAUACGUGUCUUAAGAGUGCCAGCAUGGGGUUUGUUACAAACAGGUGGGAUGAAUUAAAAAGCACUGUGAAUAUGCAAAGAGUUAUCGCGUGUAACAAUGUUGAUUGGAUUGAAGAGCUAAUUGCCGAAAAAAUAUUUGGUGUUCAUGAAUAUGGUCGUAAUAAAUAA